AACUUCCCCUCCUCCUCCCAGAGCCGCCUAGGUUGCCUGUCGGGGGCGGGGCCUCAGCUCGUCUGCCUAGACUCCAUCGCCAGUUCCUUCCCUUACUCUCUCCUCCCCAAAGGUGUGGCUUGGGGAGUAGGCAAGGGGCGGGAAUAAGGCAGGGUCCCAGCUCUUCAACCAAUGACUGCACUAACUCCUCAAAGGACGGGAUGGGGCAGGACCAAAGUGUCAGCGCAGUAGGCGGUGGCCUGCUAUAAGCCUGGCCUCGACCCUGCCGCCAUUGGCUGCUCCGCUUGCCCCUCGCGCGGGGGCCAGUGGGGGCGGAGCCGGGGCGGGGGCGGAGCCUCGUGCUGGUCGGAGUGGCGUAGGAGGGAGGCCGAGGUCAGGCUGGUGAGUGCCAGAGCAGUGGGUCUCUACAGUAAAACAAAGAAAAAUUUAAAAUUCCAGGAUGGCUGUUGAAGAACUUCAGUCCAUAAUAAAGAGAUGUCAAAUCUUAGAAGAGGAGGACUUCAAAGAAGAAGAUUUUGGUCUCUUUCAAUUAGCAGGGCAAAAGUGCUUAGAAGAAGGGUACAUCUCUCAGGUAUUAGACAUUUUAGAAAAUGAAAAGAAUAAGGUUAUCAUCAGGAGUAUGGGUUGGAAUCUUGUUGGCCCGGUUGUUAGAUGCUUUAUAUGUCAUAAAGAGGAAGUUGAUAAAAGAGAAAAAUGUUUGAGAAUGCUUGAUUUGCUGGUAAAGCUCUGCCAUCCAAAGGAACUUCUUUUGGGUUUGCUCGAACUGAUUGAGGAGGCCUCUGGAAAACAGAUAGCUGAAAUUCUUCUUCUCUUGCUCGAGCCAUUACAGACAGUGAUUCAGAAACUUCAUAGCAAGAAGGCCUAUUCAGUUGGAUUAGCCCUGUCUACCCUGUGGAGCCAGCUCUCUCUUCUCCCAGUUCCUUACACUAAAGAACAAGUGCAAAAAGACCAGCAUGGGCUUGGUCGGUGUUGCAAAGCCUUAGUCACAUUUACUAAGCCUUUUGUGGAAGAAGUUGUUAAAAACAAAGGCCACCCCCUGGAAAACAGCAAGGAAGAGCUGAAGGCAGAACUGCUGAAGUUUUGUUUCAAAAGUUUGAAAUAUCCCUUGCUGACAGCACAGCUCAUUGAGGUGCUUGAAGAAAAUGAAGAAGAUCCUUUAAAAUCUUUUGCAUCUGAAAUAGUAGGCUUUAUAUUAGCAAUUGGAGACUCUCUGCCAAAGGUGAUUUUUCAGCAUGGAAGGAAGGAAAAGUGCUGGGACAACCCUGACUUGGAGGAAGAGGAUGGCAGCCAGUUGGCAGAUUCCAUGGCUUCACUCGCUUAUCUUGUGUUUGUGCAACGUAUCAGUAUUGACCAGUUUCCACUGGUCUUGAGCCCAUUAUAUCUUCUUCAGUAUAAUAUGGAACAUGUUGAAGUCCUCUUGAAAAGAACAGAAGAAUCUGUGUCCUCAAAAGGAUUGGUAAUAUUUAUUUCUUCCCUUUUUAUAAUUCGAAUAUGUCUUUGUCACCUUAUACUGCUGUGGCCUCUAACUACGACCAUGUGCAAAUAUUUCCCUCUGCAGGAUCUGUUGGAGAACAGUCUGUUACGGAUGGAAGACGACGGCCUCCCACACCAUUACUUAGAAAUCAGGAGUUUCCUCACUGUGCCCCAGAAGCUGGUGAAAGUGAUGACCCUGUGCCCCCUUGAGACGCUGCGGAAAAAAGGUUUAAAAAUGCUGCAGCUGUAUAUAGACAAGCUGGAUGCACAAGGCAAAAAUAUAUUAUUUAGGUGUUUACUGAAGACAAGUAAUCAUGCAGGUGUGGAAGGCUAUGUCAUUCAGAAUAUUAAAAAUCAGAUCGACGUGUCAUUAAAGAGAACAGAGGAUCAUAAAUGGUUCACAGGACCACAGCUGCUCUCACUUCUUGAUUUGGUGCUUUUACUUCCUGAAGGAGCAGAAACAGAUCUACUCCAAAAUUCAGACAGGAUUAUGGCUUCAUUAAAUUUAUUGAGGUAUUUGGUCAUCAAGGACAAUGAAAGUGACAAUCACACUGGAUUAUGGACAGAACUUAAGAAGAUUGAGAAAAAUUUCUUAAAACCACUACAUACAGGACUUAAUAUGUCAAAAGCACAUUAUGAAGCAGAAAUUAAGAAUAAAAAAGAAACCAGACGAGAGUCUCAUAAUCCUAAAAAUCUUUGCACAGUAACGGUUGGUGGAGAGAAGAUUCCUAAUGUUCCUAACAUGACUCCUGAAAUGCAGCUUCAGGUUCUCCAUUCAGCUCUUUUCACAUUUGAUUUAAUAGAAAGUGUUCUGGCCCGAGUAGAAGAACUCAUUGAACUGAAAACAAAAACUACAUCUGAAGAAACAGCUCGGCUAAAAUGAAGCCUCCCUGCCUGAAGAGCUGGAGUAGCUGUAGAACCACGAAAUUGUUUUGUUCAUUCUGGGUGGAAACGUUACUUUCAUGUCUUUUAAAAAGUUUAUCUCAGGCACUAAGCACUUGCUGCUAGAAAAUAAAUGCUGCUACUCUC
Messenger RNA from Monodelphis domestica (gray short-tailed opossum), 2502 nucleotides. RefSeq names its product glomulin, FKBP associated protein (gene GLMN). Gene Ontology annotation, cellular component: cytoplasm. The record is from RefSeq and is a predicted model, not a curated record. Gene Ontology annotation, molecular function: ubiquitin-protein transferase inhibitor activity. NCBI's taxonomy places the organism in Eukaryota, Metazoa, Chordata, Mammalia, Didelphimorphia, Didelphidae.